AUGGGGCCCCCGGGCAAUAAGGGAUCAUGGGGCCCCUGUGUCCUUGCCCACACUAAAAGCACACCCAAAAAAGCCUAUAAAAGGUACCAGGGGCAUUUCAUGGGGCCCCCUACUGACCCCAGGCCCUCAGGCAGUGCCUGAGUGCUCGAAUGGUCAUUCCACUCCUAAUAGGUACCCAUUAUUUUCAGACACAUUUAACCAUUGUUGCAUGUAAUUGUUUUCAGUUUUUCUGUUUUUUUUUUUUAGUUUUUCCAUGAGCUUUUAGGUUUUUUUAAAUUAUUAUUAUUGUUAUUCAUUUAUUGUUAUUUUGUUUUUUUAGUAGGGUAAGGGGUUAGAGUUAAGGUUA
Messenger RNA from Staurois parvus, 346 nucleotides. The record is from the annotation of a GenBank genome assembly. NCBI's taxonomy places the organism in Eukaryota, Metazoa, Chordata, Amphibia, Anura, Ranidae.